AUUCGGUCAACAUGGCCGCGUUUCGUGCAUUAGUUUCGUUUGACGAGGAAUAGAAACACAACUGACUGAUGAGACGAGUAUCGGAUUUGUUCGAGUUCGCGUUUUUACUCUAUAAUAAAGCGCACCGGCAUUAGCAUCGUGAAUAGGACGAUGCAUUUCUCGGUGGCUUAGCGUGUGAAUUACGAUUUCGAGACUUUAUACCAAUGGCAGAAGAAGAGAAAAUACUACCUCUUUCAGUGAAAGAUGGUACAUCCCAGUCAAAAGAUGUCUAUAUGCCAGAAGAACCAACAGCAGAUGUCUCAAUUUCUUUAUUAGACAUACAAAUGCCUGAGACACCUGAGAGUACCAAAGGCCAGAUAAGUGAUGGGGAUACAUCAAGAUUAGAGAGUCCUAAAAUGGUGAAACCAGUGCUUGGCAAAGUUCAGGCCAAGAAACGAUUGAUGGCAUUUGCUAACAAGUUCAAUGUAUUAGCAAAACCUCAAGUCAAGAGUAAUCUAUCUCAGCAUUCCAUUGGAGCUUUAAAGACAAAGGACAAAAUAACGCACGAAGAUACAAAUACCAACAAAUCAAGAAAAAAACCAGAGGAAAAAAUUCUGGCUAUUGAAGAAAUUCGAAGGGAGGAAUCUAAAAGUAAGAUGCUGUUGGCAGAGGCUAUGGCAGCAGCAAGUAUGGAAGACGAGAAUCAUACUGGAAAGAAUUCAUCCAGUUUAUUAGAAAAUUUGAGACAUACAAAGGAAAAAAGUAGACACAGUAAACAAAGCGAUUCUCGUAGAGGUACUACUAAAUCGAUGAUGGAUCGGAAAUAUUCGGAAAGGCAUCGACAACGUGAUAAAACAGAAAGAGAUAGUUUGAACCGAGAAGUGAAAGAUCGGAAUGGAAGCAUGGAUCGAUUAUCGCGAAGAUUAUCUCAGGAUAGAGAGAAACAUAAAAAGAAAGAUAAGAAGAAGAAAGAUGAUAAAGAUAGACGAGACAAUAGCAAGACAGACAUGAGCCGUGACAAAAGAGAAGAGGGAAAAGACAGAAAAGAAAGCGAAAAGGAUAAGCGUGAGGACAAAAAGGAAAGGAAAAACAGGACAAAGAGUAAGAAGGAGAGUAGUAAAGAUAAGCGAAAUGAUAUUUCUGAAACGGAAGUGGAGAACAAGGACAAGAAGGAAAAAGACAAGGAUAAUAGGGACAAAGAGAAGGAAUUUGUAAGAUGUAACUCUUGGGCGGAAAUACGAAAAUGUGGUUUGUACGUUAACGAUAUCGUUCACAAUAAGAGACGUGAUAAUACAGAGCGGCCGUUGAGAAAUAGAACAGGGCAAGAUUAUUUGCGCUAUUUGGAGCAAAUGUUAAUGCUGAACAAUCACCGUCUGAGACGUCACUCGUUGGUAGCCGAGGGGCUUGACGGGCCCAAAAAGUAUCCACCCGAAUCGGUUAAGACAACAAAACGAGCGAGGGGAUCUCAAUUGUUAUAUUGUGAAAAUCCACGCACAUCACUUUUACUUAGCAUCUCACAGCUCCUGCAAGUUGUCACUCCUGAUCGUCGCGAUAAGAUACGAGACAUAUGCGAAGCGACUUCGCCACGGACCGACAUGGAGGAUCCGGAUGUGGUAAUGAAUAAGCGUAAUUGGUAUCAGCAGAUGGACAGAAACACAAAAUACCACAAGGAUUCCAAGUGGCAAGUGCAGCUUCCCAGAUCGAAGUGGGACAGCGAGGACGAGGAAACGUCGUCUACCAACGUGGCGAAGGAGGAAAUCGAGAAACCGAUAAACAAAUUGCACGCUUCCCUAAACCAACAAGAGAGAUGUUCCACGUCCUCUACUGUAACAGACGAAGACAAAGUCGACAGUAACGUCGAGAGCACCAAGAGAGACAAUGAGUCCAGUGUGAAGACAAUCGACAACACCACGACGAAUGACGAAACUUCAGCGUCUCCUUUACGGCUGGAAUCCGCCGGAGAUGAGAAAUUAGCCUCGGAAUACGAGCAAUUCAUGAAGAUGGUAUGCACCGACAUUCCUUUGCCGACUUCGGUGGCCGAAGUGACCAAGGAAUAUUCCCCGAAGAAGACUUCUCAGAAAUCCAUUUCCCCGCGUAGCUAUCACGAGUUCAAUAUCGAAUCUAACCUGGAGGAAGACGGCAUCGAAAUGCCAUUGAAGGAGAAGUUCGAGGAGAAAGACAAACUGCAGACGCUCGAGGGAUCGAUUAAAAGCACGGAAUGCGAGGAAUCCAUUUUGUCGACGGACGUCGACGUUCGAAUACAGGUUAAUGAUAACACUGCACGAGACAAGCACUCGUCUGACAAUAACGAGACCGACGACUCCAAAUCGGUACCGAGCGAUUGGGAGAACGUUAGGAUCAAAGUGGAACGAGUGAGCGACGAGAACACGGAUUCCAGGGAAAUAAAGAAAAAAAGGAAGAAGAAGAAGAAACAGAAGCAGAAGAAAGUGAUAUCCAGCAGCGACUCGGCCAGCAGUUCCAGUUCCUCCGACUCGGAGAAGGAGAAGAAGAAGAAGAAGCGCAAGCGGAAGGUACUGAACAAUUCGUCUUCUUCGGAUUCCGACAGCACGGACAGCAGCAGCAGCAGCAGUAGCAGCGAUUCCAGUAGUUCGGACGAGAAGAGGAAGAGGAAACGGAAGAAGAAAGCCGGGAAGAAGAGGAAAAAGGCGAGACGCGCGGCGCGAACGAAGAAAAAGCGCAGGAGAAAAAUGAGCAGCGAUUCCAGUAGCAGCGAGUCCGACGAACGCAUGAAGAAGAAAAGGAAGACCAAGAGAAAGGCGAAAGAGGCUAAACAGUUCGACGCGAAGUCUGUUAAUAACGGGGACAUCAAGGUGAUGUCCAAAUCGCCUGGCACCAUAGCGUCACCCGCGGUGACUCCGGCGAAGAAGAUCAAAGAGGAGGUGGUGAUCGAGGACACGAGGGUCGAGCAGAUGACGCCGGCGCGCAAGAGCGUCAAUGAAUGUGAGAAGCUGAAGAAGGACAGGAAGGGCAGCAAACCCAACGAGAGCUUUAUGGAAGAAGAAUGGGAAGUGGAUUCCAUGAUCGCGACGCAGCAGAAUGAGGGCGACACAUCAACUCAGGAACGCAUCGAAGAAUUGGAGAAGAUGGACGGCUCGAAGAAAGAUAAACAUCGAAGGAAGCGAAAGCAAAGUCGGGACAACGAUGAACAAGACAAGGAUAGAUUGUCCAAAGACAGUGAAGACGAGAAAGAACGGUCGGACGAGGAACUCGAUGUGAAGAGGAAAAGGAGACGGGAGAAGGACUUGCGAAGCAGCACCGAGUUCCUCGCGGACUGGCAGAGAGAGGGCGAGCGGAUCACCCAGCAGAUGAUACAAAACGAGACGCUUUCGAAGAAGUCGGAUAAGCAGGAGAAAUGGGGAGAGACCGACUUCGACACAUUGAACGUGCCGUCUCUGACCCAGCUGGAGAAGGAAGUGUGUCAGAAGCAACUCCUGGCGGACGAGUGGGAAAUGGAUAGUUUGGAGGCGUUACCGGAUCUGAGCCCGAACAAACGGAGGAAUAGUCUGAACGCGUCCAAGAAGACGAAGAAGGAGGUCAGAUACGACAAGAAAACGGACACCUACAUCGCGAUAGAGAAGGAGGCCGCGAGGGAGAUGAAGAAGAAGCAAGAGCGUUUAUGUGCAAUAAGGAUCUGGGAGGAGGAGCAAGAGGAGGGCGAGAGGGAGGAGAUGAUGCUUCUGGAGCAGAAGAGCAAGCGUAAGAGAGACGACUGGGACAUCGAGGAGGAAUCGUUCCUGUGCAAGGGCGGCGAGGUCGUAGAAAUCUGCAAGGUGGACGAGAUCCGCAAGGUGGACGAGAUCACCAAUGUGGAGAAAGAGUGGAACAAGCUGGACGAAGACAAGAGCGCCAGGGAAGACGCGAGUGAGUCGAUGAUUAAGCUUGAGCCGGUCAGCUCUAAACGAGUGAAGAAGAGCCGUUGGGACAUGGGCUCGCAGUUGGAGGAGAAGCUGGAGACUAAGGAUAUGUGGGAGGAAGAGUACGUCGAAUGGCCCAAGCUGAACAAGUGCGAACAGAAGCUCGAGAAGACGGAGGCGAUCCCUCGCAAUGUAGAUUAUUCGGGAGACUCCUCCAAGUCUGACCUGAUGGAUUUCUACAACAGGAAAUCACAGAACAGAGAACCGCUGGAGAAAUCAUGGACGGCGGAGGAAGUGGCAAGCAGGUCGGUGCAAGUGAAAAAAGCGGAGGAAAACGCGUCGGCGAAGAAUCUGAUCAUCCUGACUCCGAGCGAAGAGCAGAUGGGAUCCAUCAAGAAGGAACAGCGGAGCAGAGAUCAGUUUAAAGAGAUUCUGGAGUUGGAUACGAAAUUCAAGGAGAAGACCAUAGAACUGUACAGUCCCAGCUCGCCGGCGCUCUCUCAGAAGUCUCAGGAUGUGGAAGCGUCUAACGACAGUAGCUGUUCCAAUUCUUCAUUGCGCAAGAAAUUGAGGAAGGAGGCGUUGGUCGUCGAGGAAUUGUCGAUACCUACCACCGGUAUACCCUUGCAUCUGACGAAGACAUUGCGCGACGCCAAGCAUCCGGCGAACGAGAAGAUCGAGGAUAUCUUGGACACGGAGCGUAAAGUGUCUCCCCACAAAUUCGACAUCAAGAAGGUCAACGAUUUAUUCGACGACUUACCGAUGAUCGAGUCGUGUCCGGACUCUCACGGGUCCAAAUCUGCGCGCGUGGAUAUCUUCGCGGAAUACAUGCCCGAGGGAUCGAAGCAACAGCCGCGUGUCUCGUGCUCGACGGCUCUCGUCAAGGACGACGAGGUGAUCGACGAAAAGACGGCGGCGCUCAAACUCAUUCCCAAACAGCUGCUGAUCCGACGACCCGCCGAGCCAGUGAAAGCCAAACACGUGUUGGAGACGCCCUUGCAGGAUCCCGCUCAGCACGCAGCGGCCCUGCUGACAAUACAGCAGAAACUGCUCGAGUCCCACGCGCUGAAGAGCGGCGACAAGGAAUCGCCAAAAUCAUGCAGCACGGUGAGCAACAGUGAGACCCACAUGACCGACAAAUUGUUAGACCGAAACGAGUUCGACGUCGUUCCCAAAUCGGCACUGAUCGAGACGCGACGUUCGCGAUCUCCGCCGUUGGAGAAGCCGACUGCCGUCCGGCCGGAGCAAUCUGAGAACUACGACAGGGACAAGAACGUGGACGCAAAGAGGUACAAGAGCAGUCGAAGUCUGAACGACACUGCUGCUCAAUCGAGCGUGCGAUCUCCCGUACGUGAGCAGAGGAAGAGAAGUCCGCUUAGCAGGAAAGAGAGCGAGAAACGGUACUCGCACGAUUACAACAAGGAUAGGAAGGAGAGGAAAGCCGACGACGCCGAGAAGCCCGAUCGAAGAGACAGUCGUAGUUCCAAGACGGACUUUGCCGACAGCCGCAGAAGAACGAGUUCGCCGUCACGAAGCAGGAGAAAGAGGAGCGGCAGCCCGUACACCUCGUGGGAGCGGCAAGGAAGCGGGAGCGGCAGUCCUGGGCAUAGCUGGAGCCGCAGUCGUAGCAAGAGCCCGAAGAGGAAAGACGAGGGUGUCGGUCCCGCGAGCUCGCGCGACCGGGAGAAGAAGCGAGACAGGUACGACGACGAAAGGCCAGGCAGAUCCAGGACGGAUGAGAGAAGAGAGAGAUACACACGGUCUCCGCCUCGCUCUAACUAUGACGAAGAUAACUUUAAGAAGCACGGUCCGAAGAGCAAUCGUGAGGAUUGGGGCAGAAGGGGGCACGACAGCGUGGACAGGGACCGCGAGAAAGACAAUAGGUCCUACAAUCCGAUGGUGAAGCUGCGGGAGAGAAUGGAGUCUGACAAAUACAGAGACAACAGAUUCCGCACAGAGGGAGAAGUGGAUCGGACCUUUUGGCAAUACGAGACCGUCAGUCUUGCACGAGAUGGUAACGAGUCUAUGGAUUCCUACGUGCAAGACACGCCGUCCGAAUACAACGAACGACCUUACUACCAAGAAGGCAGUUUAGAGAGAGAAACAAGGCAGUGCUCGCCGCAGUCGGCGACGAGAUACAGAAGGAGGUAUUCUCAAAGCAGACACAGCGCCAGGAGAGAACGACCAUGGGAGAGGGACAAAGAUUCCACGGACCUGGACCGUCACGGUCAUCCCGUGCACAACAGACUGGACCAGCCAAGAAGCCGAACACCGCCGCGUACGAGACUCUCGCCCGCGAGACAGCCAGCGGAACGGUUCCAACGACAGUCGAGGUCGCCAUCUAGGACGUGGUCGAGGUCGCGAUCUCGAUCUCAAUCCAGGUCAAGCUCGCAGUCUAGAUCUCGUUCCAGAUCAACGUCGAGGUCAAGACUGAGAAGGAUAAGAUCGAGGUCGAGAAGUCGGUCUCGUUCGAACUCUAGGUCGCGGACGAGAUCGUCCUCCACGUCGAAACUGAGAAGCCCGGAGCACGGAUUGAGACUGUCGGAAUUGCGGUCUUCCAGAUCUCCUUCGCCCGGAAGAGGUCGAUUUAGCGAAAUAGGAAGGGAAAGGAAGGACGAGGGCGAUAACCGGAAGCUCAACGUCUGCAACGAAAGGGGUAGGCGUAUAGAGACCAUCGUGCAGUCGGGAGCGAACGUCCUGGACUCGGAGAUGGGUAUUAAUAGUAGUAUAGAUGGCUCCGUCGCGAGCUUCCAAUAUUCGAACGAGAUCGAGGGCAGAAACGACUAUUACUACACGGAGAAUAAUUUGACCUACCCGCCUUGCGUGGACGAGUCCGCCACGAAUUCCCCAAAACGUUUGUCGCUCGACGAUAGAUUAGAGUUAGAAUUAGGAAUUAAGAAGCAGCAAAACAAGGACGCCACUGGAAUAUCUUCCGAGUACUCCUCCGGUUUUAACUCCAUAGCAUACCCGUCUCCGCCGCAACAGCAACAGCAGCAACUGAUGUAUCGUCAGCAGCCCACUGUUUUGCAGGUCGGCAACGUCUUGCAAGUAGUGCCCGCUGACUUUAAUGGAGUACAGUCGGUGCGCCGCGAGGUGUCUACAUCCGGGAGUACGUCGACCAUACGCGGAUCCAGUCAAGUAGUGCGUGUAGGUAACGUUCUACAAGUAGUACCCACGUCGUUGGACUGGAGUAGCGGUGGCAACGGCGGUGGCGGCAGCAACAGCAGCAGCAGCGGCGGCACCGUUCAAUCGUCCUCGUGCACAGAUCAGUCCAGCGGGGUCUUGUAUUCCCCAGCAGCAGUGUCGGCACCCUCGUCGGCUGCGACUUCCUCCUCGAUGCCCAUCUCCAUACCAGUUCCCGUGCCGGUCCCGUUGCCCGUGCCGCCGGCCACCGGUGUCCCUGCCGCGACCAUGUCGCCAGCUGCCUCACUGCCGCUCUCGUUACCGGUGCCCGUGCCCGUGCCAGUCCCGAUCCCCACGGCGACGACGUUUCCCCCCAGGAACGAGGCCCAGCCACCAAAAAUUGCUCAACCGGUGUACAAUUACGAGGCUAUCCUCGAGACCCGUCGCAAGGAGCGAGAGGAACGCAAGAGACUGCGUGAGUUACGCAGGAAGGAGAAGGAGCGCAGGAGGAUAGAGCGUACAAAUCGACGAGCACUGCGUCUCCUGGAAAAGAGCAGCAUGCUCGCGCGACAAACGCCCGGGGCCUCGUUGGAUCGCCGCAAGGGCUCAGUCGUGGACCCGUCGGUGUUGAAGGCGCUUCACGAGGGAGAAGAACAAAGUGAAACCGGAUCCCCGUCAGGCAACGCUGGGAAAGAUGAAGAGGAGGCGGCGGCGACGUCUACGCCGGGACCCUCGGAGGAGGACGAGGACGUGGCUGCUGAUGAGGAUGAAGACGAAGAUGAGGAUGAGGCCGAGGCCGAGGUUGAAGAUGACGAGGAAGAAGAGGAGGAGGCGGAGGACGAAGAUGAUGAGGAUGAUGAGGACGACGAGAAAGCGACGCAAGCGAGCGGUCUGCGAGCAGAUGCUGACGAGAUGGCGACUGCGAUGUCCGCUGACGCCGGUAAAAGUCAGGUGGAACUUGAGAAUAAAGGAACUUUCCAGUUGCCCCCUGCGCCGCUGAAAGGCAUUCUGGUCGCAUCGGGCUUCAGGGACACGGUUUCCAACGGCAACGUGGACGAUCUGUCGGAGGCGGACGGCGACACCGAGGACGGUAGCGACAAGGACGAAGAGGCGGAGAAGGAUAACGAGCAUGACAAGGAUGCGAACGCAGACGAUAAGAGCGCUAAGCCGCGAUCCAAGUCAAAAUCAAAAUUGGCAAGACUGCCGAAGAAGAGGAGUAAGAAGUCGGUUCAAUUCGCCGACGGCAUUAAGCCCGGCGAAGGGACCAGUCCCAGCGGCGGCGAGGGCGACAUGCCUUCCCCGCCACCUCCUACAGCGAUAGGCUUCCGUGACGAGCUCAAAGAUUUGAGGAGAGACAAGAUGUACAGCUCUCGAAAGAGCAGGAAGCAGGAGAAGCGGGUGAGGCCGCCGAAGACGAAGAAGAAGGUCAAGGUGAAGAUAAUCAAGCUGAAGAAACCGCGCAUCACACCGCUGACGGCCAUGAUGAUGGACGACUCCGACGAAUUGGACGACCGUUCGCCACCGCCGCCGCCUCCUGGCUCUCCGCCGCCUCCACACCUCUGGCCCAGUUACCUGUCGGCUUACAACACGGCGGUUCGAGCCGCCGAACCACCGACGCAGAACGCGACCCCCACGUUGACACCGGUUCAAGCUCCACCACCGCCAACUCCGCUGCCCCUUCUGGUGCCGCCUCCUCCGUUAAACUACACCAUUCAACCGUGCAGUAAAGCUUGAAGCCAGCCGUCGCGAAUCCGCGA
Molecule: messenger RNA, 8734 nt
Organism: Dinoponera quadriceps
Lineage: Eukaryota; Metazoa; Arthropoda; Insecta; Hymenoptera; Formicidae
Product: trichohyalin-like
Exons: 19
Coding region: 204-8711 (2835 amino acids)
Cellular component (GO): mRNA cleavage and polyadenylation specificity factor complex
Molecular function (GO): RNA binding
Source: RefSeq, a predicted model, not a curated record